This is a messenger RNA of Chaetomium globosum CBS 148.51, 387 nucleotides long. RefSeq lists its product as uncharacterized. Bases 1 to 387 code for a protein of 128 amino acids. The record is from RefSeq and is a predicted model, not a curated record. The transcript has a single exon. NCBI's taxonomy places the organism in Eukaryota, Fungi, Ascomycota, Sordariomycetes, Sordariales, Chaetomiaceae.
AUGGCUGCGCCAGUAGCCGCCAUUCCGUCCACCGAUGUUGAUAUGGUAUCGGAUUCCAUGGAUACCGUUUCUCCCCCGCUUCGACGCCGCACCAACCUACCAGCUCUCGACAACGACUCGGCGCAACAGAUAAUCAAUGCUAUUACCCAGGUAGGGGCACAACUCAUCGACCGCAUCGACCAGCUGGGAGAGAGUGUCAACCGGCUUGAAGGGAGUAUCGGCCGGCUAGAAGGGAGUGUCGACCGGCUGGAAGGGAGUGUCAGUCGGCUAGAAGGGAGUGUCGACCGGCUAGAACAGACCGUCAACAAUCCUACCAACCAUAUCGCCUUGCUGGAAGGGAGUGUCAACACCCUCACGGAUACAUUAAACGCACUGCAGAUCAGAUAA